UUUGGGUACACGUUGCUAAUUGCAGGAGAAUUUCAUGUGAAACUAAUUUUGAUUUCCACCUGAGGAUAUUAGAGACAGGAAGAGUGUGGUUACUGUAAGGCGAUGGCCGGAGACGGUAAGGAGGAAGACCGAAAAAAGGAAAAAUGGCUGAGAUAUUUAUAGAACCCGUCACAAGACUCCUUGAUUAUGCCUUCAAUUACAAGAAAAAUAUUGAAAAUCUCAAGUAUGAGGUUGAGAAGCUGACAGAUGCGAAAGUGAAUCUGCAGCAUUCAAUUGAAGAAGCCGCAAGGAGGGGGGAACAUACUGAAGAGUUUGUUCAGAAUUGGCUCUCUAAUGCACAAAAAGCCAGUGAGGAUGCUGAGAGAGUUAUUAACGAAGGUGAAGAACUGACAAAUAAGAGUUGCUGGAUUGGACUGUGUCCAAAUUUGAAGAGGCGAUACGUGCUUAGCAGGAAAGCGCGAAAGAAGGUUCCUGUUAUUGCUGAGCUCCAGAGCGAUGGCAUAUUUGAACGUGUCUCCUAUGUAAUGUACCCGCCAAAGUUCUCACCAUCCUCAUUUCCUGAUGGUAAUUAUGCCUUCGAAUCAAGACAGUCAAUUCUGAUGCAAGUCUGGGAUGCAAUUAAAGAUCCUAAUGUUAGCAUGAUUGGGGUGUAUGGGAUGGGUGGUGUCGGAAAGACCACCCUAGUAAAGGAGGUCAGCCGACGAGCAACAGAAAGCAUGCUAUUUGAUGUUUCAGUUAUGGCUACUCUGUCUUAUUCACCAGAUCUUUUAAAAAUUCAAGCAGAGAUUGCUGAGCAACUGGGCCUGCAAUUUGUAGAAGAGAGUCUCGCAGUUAGAGCGAGAAGGCUACAUCAGAGGUUGAAAAUGGAGGAAAAGAUCCUUGUGGUGCUGGAUGACAUUUGGGGACGUCUUGAUCUGGAGGCCCUGGGGAUUCCUUUUGGGAAUGAUCACCUGGGAUGCAAAAUUUUACUUGCAUCGAGAAGUCUAGAUGUACUAUCCCAUCAGAUGGGCGCAGAAAGGAAUUUCAGGCUUGAAGUUCUGACGUUAGAUGAGUCAUGGAGCUUAUUUGAGAAAACCAUUGGUGGCCUUGGAAAUCCUGAAUUUGUAUACGCAGCAAGAGAAAUUGUCCAACAUUUAGCAGGUUUGCCUCUUAUGAUUACCGCAACUGCAAAAGCAUUGAAAGGCAAGAACUUGUCUGUUUGGAAAAAUGCCUCGAAAGAGAUAUCUAAAGUUGACGACGGAGUACAGGGAAAGUUAUUUUCAGCUCUAGAGUUGUCUUACAAUCAUUUGGAUGAUAAUGAAGUGCGGUCUCUCUUUUUGCUUUGUGGUUUACUGGGAAAAUCUGAUAUCCGGAUCCAAGACUUGCUGAAAUAUAGCAUCGGUCUGGGUUUACUUUACGACACGCGGACGGUGGACUACGCAAGAAGAAGAGUACAUGCAAUGAUCAGUGAGCUCAAAAGCUCUUGCUUGUUGCUGGAUGGCGAGAUGAAUGGGUUUGUGAAAAUCCAUGAUCUCAUUCAAGAUUUUGCUGUUUCAAUCGCCUAUAGAGAACAGCAAGUGUUUACCAUCAAUAAUUACAUCCGAUUGGAGGUAUGGCCAGAUGAAGAUGCACUCAAAAGCUGCACUAGAAUUUCUUUGCCUUGCCUUAAUGUUGUUAAACUUCCUGAAGUGUUAGAAUCCCCAAAUUUAGAGUUCCUUUUACUUUCCACAGAAGAGCCUUCUCUGAGAAUCCCGGGUUCCUUUUUUCAAGGGAUUCCAAUACUCAAAGUGCUGGAUUUCUGUGGGAUGAGUUUUUCGUCCCUACCUCCAUCACUUGGUUGCCUAGAACACCUCCGUACUUUGUGUUUGGAUCGUUGUUUGUUGCAUGACAUAGCAAUAAUUGGAGAACUAAAGAAACUAGAAAUUCUCACCUUUGCGCAUUCUGAUAUUGUCGAGCUGCCGAGAGAAAUAGGUGAAUUGUCUCGGCUAAAGUUAUUAGAUUUGAGCCAUUGUUCCAAACUCAAUGUUUUUCCAGCAAACGUCUUAUCUAGACUGUGCCUGCUUGAGGAACUGUAUAUGGCUAAUAGCUUCGUUCGGUGGAAGAUUGAAGGGUUAAUGAAUCAAAGUAAUGCAAGCCUUGAUGAAUUGGUACUAUUGUCUCAUCUGACGAGUUUAGAAAUACAGAUUCUAGACGCCAGGAUAUUACCCAGAGAUUUGUUCACCAAGAAGUUACAAAGGUACAAGAUAUUGAUUGGAGAUGAAUGGGACUGGAACGGUCAUGAUGAAACCUCUAGAGUGCUAAAGCUGAAGCUCAAUACCAGUAUUCACUCGGAGUAUGAGGUUAAUCAGUUUCUGGAGGGAACGGAUGAUCUAUCUUUAGCUGAUGCGAGGGGAGUAAACAGCAUACUGUACAAUCUAAACUCGGAAGGCUUUCCACAACUGAAGCGUCUCAUUGUCCAGAACUGUCCUGAAAUUCAUUGCCUCGUCAAUGCUUCAGAGUCUGUUCCCACUGUUGCCUUUCCCCUUUUAAAGUCUUUGCUCUUGGAGAAUUUAAUGAACUUGGAAAAGUUUUGUCACGGAGAACUUGUAGGGGGUUCUUUCAGUGAGUUAAGAUCCAUAAAAGUCCGAUCUUGCAACGAAUUGAAGAAUCUCCUCUCUUUCUCCAUGGUUAGAUUCCUUAUGCAACUUCAAGAAAUGGAGGUAAUUGAUUGCAGAAACGUGAUGGAGAUCUUUAAAUAUGAAGGUGCAGACAGUGAUAUCGAAGAUAAAGCAGCUGCUCUUACUCGACUUCGCUCUCUGACACUGGAACGACUACCAAAGCUCAAUAGCUUCUGCUCCAUCAAGGAGCCUCUCACAAUCGAUCCAGGAUUGGAGGAAAUUGUUUCAGAGAGUGACUAUGGUCCUUCAGUGCCGCUUUUCCAGGUUCCCACGUUAGAGGACUUGAUAUUGUCCUCGAUUCCCUGUGAAACAAUAUGGCAUGGAGAACUUUCCACAGCGUGUUCACACCUAAAAAGCUUAAUCGUGGAGAAUUGCAGGGAUUGGAAGUAUUUGUUUACGCUUUCUAUGAUUAGGAGUUUUAUUCGACUUGAGAAACUUGAGAUUUGUAAUUGCGAGUUCAUGGAAGGAAUAAUACGCACAGAAGAAUUUUCAGAAGAAGAGGGAAUGAUUAAAUUGAUGUUCCCUCGGCUGAACUUCCUAAAGCUCAAGAAUCUGUCUGAUGUCUCGAGUUUAAGGAUUGGGCAUGGUCUAAUUGAAUGUCCCUCUCUAAGACACUUGGAGCUAAAUAGGUUAAAUGAUUUGAAAAAUAUAUGGAGCCGAGACAUCCAUUUUGACCCAUUUCUUCAGAAUGUUGAAAUUCUGAAAGUUCAGUUUUGUGAAAAUUUGACUAAUUUGGCAAUGCCAUCUGCAUCUUUUCAAAAUCUGACCUGUCUAGAAGUGCUUCACUGCAGCAAAGUGAUAAAUUUGGUAACUUCGUCAGUGGCUAAGAGUAUGGUGCAACUUGUGACCAUGCACAUUGAAGAUUGUGAUAUGCUGACUGGAAUAGUGGCAGAUGAAAAAGAUGAGACAGCAGGAGAGAUUAUCUUCACUAAACUGAAAACUCUAGCACUUGUUAGGUUACAGAACCUCACAAGCUUUUGCUUGCGCGGCAACACCUUCAAUUUCCCAUCUUUGGAAGAAGUAACUGUGGCAAAAUGCCCCAAACUGAGGGUGUUCUCCCCUGGAAUCACCAUCGCAUCAAAACUUGAGAGGGUACUGAUAGAAUUUCCUUCGGAGGAUAAAUGGCGCUGGGAGGGCAACCUUAAUGCCACAAUCGAACAGAUGUACUCGGAAAUGAACAUCUGAAGAGAUUUAAGGCCAUCGUUCAUUUUCACAAGCUGGAAUAAAGAGGAUGUUUGUUUCAUAGGGGGUUGGCGAUGGACACUCCAAUUUGCAUACUUUAUUUUCCUCUUGAAGGACCUCUUUUAUUAUUAUUAUUAUUAUUAUUAUUUUAUUUUCCCUGUUUUAUAAAUCUAUCCAGUACUAUGUCUUGUAUUUAUUGUUAUGUUUCUCAGCACUCGGCAGACAAUUUGAAAAUGAAUGGCUCGUGCAAGACUUUAUUAUCAGCAUUGAAUUUCUAAUGCGGUUGAACAACAUUA
Messenger RNA from Ricinus communis (castor bean), 4114 nucleotides. Its product is annotated as probable disease resistance protein At4g27220. The transcript is spliced from 4 exons. The record is from RefSeq and is a predicted model, not a curated record. Bases 144 to 3821 code for a protein of 1225 amino acids. NCBI's taxonomy places the organism in Eukaryota, Viridiplantae, Streptophyta, Magnoliopsida, Malpighiales, Euphorbiaceae. Gene Ontology annotation, molecular function: ADP binding; ATP hydrolysis activity.